Rhododendron vialii is the source of this 2200-nucleotide messenger RNA. RefSeq names its product protein indeterminate-domain 12-like. Bases 577 to 1995 code for a protein of 472 amino acids. Gene Ontology annotation, molecular function: DNA-binding transcription factor activity. The transcript has 3 exons. NCBI's taxonomy places the organism in Eukaryota, Viridiplantae, Streptophyta, Magnoliopsida, Ericales, Ericaceae. Gene Ontology annotation, cellular component: nucleus. The record is from RefSeq and is a predicted model, not a curated record.
UAUAGUGGUCCACCGGAGAGUCUCUCGAACAAAUAUCUUAGCUUACACGCAGCUCGACUAUUUUUUGGAACAAAAAAUCUGCAAUUUGUUGCAUAUAAACAAUCCAAAUUAAAACCAUCCAAUUUAUUCAUUUGGGUAGAUAGUGACUUUGAAAAUCAGCUAUCAUCAUCUCUCUCUCCACGAGAUUUUUUUCCCUUUUACCCCAAUUCAGUGAUAUAUAUCUAUCUAUCUGUGCCCAAGUGUCAUUGCCACCUGUUCAUUAACAAACCCACUAAUUGCUUAUAUAUAGUACGGAAUAGUUGUUUUCUGGGAUUUGGAUUCUUUGCCUUGUUGUUUGUUUUCUCUUCAAAAGCCCGGGGUGGGUUUUUCUUGUUUUUUCUUCCAAAGGGUGAAGUGGGUUUUCCUUGUUUUUGUUUUCUAUUCAAAAGGUGAAGUGGGUUUUGUCACAAGAAAAGGCUUGGAGGGUUGCAAGAAAGAAAUCAAGCCACAAGGAGAGAUCAUCAGAGGAGUGGGGGUUUUUGUUUUGUUUUUUUCUCAGUUUGGAGUCUUCUUCUUCUUGUUUGAAAAAAAGGGGAAAUGUUUCCUUCAGUUCUCUUGUCUAACCCUACUACUACUACUACUACUUUGUCUGAGGAAGCUGCUGUCUUUUCUAGUACUAGAGUCCAGGAUUUUGGUAGCUUGAAUCCUAUGGUUUCAAUUGCCACUAAUAACAAUUCUCCUCAUCAGCAGCCACAGAAGCUCAAGAAGAAGAGAAAUCUCCCUGGAAACCCUGAUCCAAAUGCAGAAGUGAUUGCAUUAUCUCCAAAGACCCUUUUGGCUACAAAUAGAUUUGUAUGUGAGAUAUGCACCAAAGGGUUUCAAAGGGAUCAGAAUCUUCAGCUUCACAGGAGAGGCCACAACCUCCCAUGGAAGCUGAAGCAAAGAAACAACAAAGAGAUUAUUAGAAAGAGAGCCUAUGUUUGUCCCGAGCCAACUUGCGUCCACCACCACCCUUCCAGGGCUCUUGGCGAUCUCACCGGAAUCAAGAAACACUUUUGCAGAAAACAUGGGGAGAAGAAAUGGAAGUGUGAGAAAUGCUCUAAGAUCUAUGCUGUUCAAUCUGAUUGGAAGGCUCAUUCUAAAACUUGUGGAACAAAAGAGUAUAGAUGUGACUGUGGAACCCUUUUCUCCAGGAAGGAUAGCUUUGUUACCCACAGAGCAUUCUGUGAUGCCUUGGCUGAAGAAAGUGCUAGAGUACUCCACUCAUCUUCUGCUAACCAUUUGGAAAUUUUAACCACCACACAACCACCAUUGCCGCCGCCACCACACCCAAUUACUACAACCCACCAAUUACCACCUUUCCAUUUACACCCCCAAAACCCACCUCCACCACCUCCUCAUCACUUCCCUUUCGCUACCCAAAUCCACCACACCCAUUUCCUAAACACAUGGGACCCACCUCAAAACCCUAACCCUAAUCCUAAUAACCUCCACCACCAAAACCCACUUCACAUCAUCAAGCCUGAAUCUGUCCACCUCCCACCACCACCGCCACCCAUCUCCUCCUCACCAUUUUUCCAACCACCACCAACCCACAAUGCCACGUCACCUCACCUCUCAGCCACUGCACUCCUCCAAAAGGCUGCGAAUAUCGGUGCACACCCAGUUGGCCAUGUGGCGUCUACUAUGAUGACCAGGCUGGAUGUGUUUACAGGCGCCGGGAUGUCGCCGGAGUACCCGGGUUACGCGGCUGGGAAUAUUGCCACGUGGCAGAAAAGUGAUCGGCUGACCAGGGACUUUUUGGGUCUGACAAGAGAGUGUGGUGGUGGUAGUGGUGGGAGUGAUGACGCGACGAAUAUGCUAUCGUUCACGGGGGGCAUAGAGUACCAGACGACAUAUGAGCGAGACCAGUCGAUGGUGAAGGCCCAGCAGGGCUUUGGGUUUGCUGAGCCUUCUCCUCCUUCGGAGACAUGGGGUAAAAUCGUAAUUCAGGACUCCACCACCAGAAAUGACUAAAAUGUCCCCUCUCAGUAAAAAAGAGGAACUUUUGGGGUCUUUAUGUUUUUUUUUUUUUUUUCCUUUACUUUUUCUCUGCAACCUUUUUAAUUAUUACCAAAUUUCAUGUUUUAUGCCUAAUCUGAGAAAAACCGAAAGUUGUAAGGGAAAUUUCUGCAUUUAGUUGUGAGCUUGAAUUUAAUCGUUUUUGUUUCUCAAUGUCCUU